Dendroctonus ponderosae (mountain pine beetle) is the source of this 3168-nucleotide messenger RNA. RefSeq names its product zinc finger protein 182. The transcript has 14 exons. Gene Ontology annotation, biological process: regulation of DNA-templated transcription. Lineage: Eukaryota; Metazoa; Arthropoda; Insecta; Coleoptera; Curculionidae. Bases 16 to 2709 code for a protein of 897 amino acids. Gene Ontology annotation, molecular function: RNA polymerase II cis-regulatory region sequence-specific DNA binding; DNA-binding transcription factor activity, RNA polymerase II-specific; zinc ion binding. The record is from RefSeq and is a predicted model, not a curated record. Gene Ontology annotation, cellular component: nucleus.
ACAGUUACUUGUACCAUGCCUUCCCAUCUGACUUUUCGAAAAUUUCGUCAACUAGUCAAUGAAGCAAUGGAGGAACUGGAAUUGGAUUCUGGUGUGUUGUUGGAAGAUUCCAGACUUUGCAGACUGUGCAGUGAAGAAAACCAGAAUGGCAUCAGUUUAUAUGAACCCAACGACAAUGCGGAGGGGUUGUUUACAAUGGUCAACACCUAUUUGCCAUUGAAGGUUAUAAGCGACGAUUUGUACCCCAAAACAAUAUGCCCUGGUUGUCAUAUCCAGUUGGAGGCCACCAAGCUUUUUAUGGACCUAAUUAUCCAGGGCCAACAGAGGCUAAGGGAUCUGUUAAAGUCCCACAAAGAUCAGUGUUAUCGGGAAGAAAAAGAACGGCAAAAACUGGAACAGGCCCUACAGAACCAUAACCCGAACACUAGUGUGGAAACAUAUGCUAUCCAGACUGAUGAGAAUGGGGAAAAGUACCUUAUCCAAAUUUACAGUGACGGGCCCCUGUUUUCACCCGAUCACCAACUGGUUCUACGCGCUGAAGGCCUGGAUAAGCCCAAAAGGAAACGAGGCAGACCUCCAAAGGCUGCCGUAGCUGAAAGCACUCCAACUGAACCACCUAUUGAAGAGCUAGAUGAUUCAAUGAAGCAAGAAGUCCCCGAAGAAAACACCAGUCUUCCACGAAAACGGAAAAUACGCCCUCCUGCCCGAUACGCAGGUGUUGUGCAUGGAAAAGAAUUGGUAAAUAUAUUGAAGAAGGAAGGUAUUGUGGAUGAUGAAACUGAUAAUUUCGAACAAGACGAAAGAGGAUCUAACGAAAAACGUUUCACUCCAACAGAAAAAAACGAGGCGCCCAAAGCGGUCGUAGGGAAAGUUCUGGAGGAUCAUGGAGAAGAGAUGGUUGAACAGUUAGUAUUCAUGAAAACCAAACCUGUACAUGAGAAAGUUAAAAAGAGAGCCGUUUCCAAACCAAAGUAUACGUGUGAAAUAUGCAAAAAGGAGUUUCAACAUUAUGGCAGAUGCGAAAUGCACAAACGGAGCCACAAGUUGAAGUUCGGCUGUGAGCAUGAGAAUUGCUCGGUUCAAGAUGAAAGUCGGGAAGUGAUUGUUAAUCAUCAGAAUGAAACUGGCCAUCAAGGAAUUUCCGCGUUUGAGUUAAUUAGCAAGAUUAAUGGAAUAGUUCAGCUCCCGGACGCCAUUGAUGUUUCUGAAAAUAUACUGAUUGGUGCUAAGAGAUUCGAACGCAAUGACAAUGUUUAUCAGUGCGAUAAGUGCGAAAAAUCAUUCACUUGCAAACAAAACUACGAGGUGCAUUUCAAAGCAGUACAUGACGAGAAAAAAACAUUUCAAUGCGAAAUCUGUGACAAGAAAUUUGCGUACGCGUGCAGUUUAAAAAAUCAUAUGAUUGUGCAUAAAUCUGAGGUCCCUAGCAAAGCACUGGAUGGCUUCAAAUGCGAUGUAUGCGAGAAAAUCUUCCAUCACCCCAGUAGCCUUUUGUAUCACAAGAACGCUGAGCAUGGAAAUAAAAAGUUCAUGUGCAACAAAUGCAACAAAUCGUUUAAACAUCGGCAACUUUUACUGCGACAUCAGACGGUUCACAGCGAUGAUAGACCGUUUAAAUGUGAACAGUGUAGUCGCCAAUUCAAGUCAAAAACGAAUCUAACAACGCAUGAAAAAGUCCAUCAGGGAAUCAAGCAGUUUGUGUGUCCGAUUUGUGGGAACAUGUUUGUGCAUAAGGCCUCCCUAUGGGUGCAUCUGAAAUGGCACAACGGAGUUAAACCGUUUAAGUGCACCGUGUGCAACAAAGCAUUUUCUCAAAAAGGAAAUCUGGUGGAGCAUGAACGGAUUCACACGGGAGACAAACCGUUCGAAUGUAAUUUAUGUGGGCGCGCUUUUACAACUUCAUCCCAGCACAAGUUGCACAUGAAACGACAUACCGGGGAAAAGCCGUUUACGUGCAAGUACUGCUUGAAAAGCUUCCUUCACAAGGAUAUUUAUGAUACACACAUUCGGCGGCAUUUGGGCGAAAAACCGUUUCAUUGCAAGUAUUGUCCAAAAACGUUCCCAGAGCAAUGGGCAUGUGUUAGACACGAGCGUGUUCAUUUAGGAGUGAAGAAAUAUAAAUGCGACGUGUGUAACAAAGCAUUUUCGGAUGGUAGUAACCUGAAAAAGCACAAAAAAAUCCAUUUGAAAAAUGACGCCGCAUCGCUACUGGCCGUUCAGAAACCUGCGGAAGUUCCCUCGUCAUCUGCUGAAUCCCAGCUUGCCAUUAUUUCCGAUGAUCUAAUUCCUGUGAUAAAAACGCAAAAUGGUGAUCUGAAAACGAUGCCGUUACCUAUUCAUCCUUCUGAUUUACAAAUACACGAUUUACUGGAUCACGAAGGCAACGCAACUAACAUCACUACUGCAGACGGUCAGCCAAUCUUGAUCGUAUCAUCAGGAAAUAAAAACUUUCAAGGAUUGCUUCCCGAUGGAAGAUUAGUCAAUUUCAACAUUCUUUCUAAUGAACAAAGUGAGGAUCAAGACGAGGAAGAUUCCCAGCAAGAGCUGAUAGCUAGCAGCGGCUCAAAUUUAUUAAACUCAGAAUUGCAAUUUCUAGAAGACAACUGCAAUUCGGUUACCAGCGAGGAUAAACAAACGUUUAUUUCUGAAGAUGGAAAAGUUUGUUUCAUUACUGGUUUCGAUGAAAACUCGUUUCUGACGAUGAGCUAAAGCUCUUGUUUCUUCCUAAAGCUAUUUGCUGAACAGAUGCUCGGUUUUUAUUAAGGUAAACCUUUUUAUGCUAUAAAAUGACACGGCUACAAAUAAUGAAAAAAAACACCUUGUGAUUGAAUUGCGUGCUUUUAUCUAUAAUAACAAAAAGUGUAAUACAAAAUGAGUUUCAUGCAUUAUUGCAGAAGACAUUUACUCAAUAAUUAUAUAUCUAACAGUGUAAACAAAUAAAAUAGUUCAGGAUAAAAAACAAGCAACAAAAUAGUUUACAUUUUAAAAUUUUGGGUGUAAUCAUAUUCUAUGGUGGGUAUUACAGACUGCAUAAAUUUCAAAAAUAUAAUUAGAUACAUAUGAACUCCUAAUUCCCCUCCGCCCUCAGUUACGGUUUCUAUUAUACUUUUCAUCACUUCAGCAUGUCUACAAAUAAUGUUACUUAAUUAAAACCGGUUUGUAUGAGUA